GGAAGUCCUCAAAAUAAUACAUCACACUUGACAUCCCUCACUACUAAAAUAUCAACAAGAGAUCAACAAACAAAAAAAAAAAGCAAAGCAGAAAAGAAACAAAUAAGGAAGAUGUGGGAUGAAACUUUUGCUGGACCUAAGCCAGAGCAUGGCCUUGGCCGCCUCCGCAAUAAGAUCACCGCCCAUCCCAUUGACAUCAAAGGUAUAAGAGAAGGGAGCAGCAGCAAGGCUGGGCCAGCGGCGGCGGGAAGUCCCGGAACUCCGACGACGCCGGUAUCGGCGCGUAAGGAUAACGUGUGGAGGAGUGUAUUUAAUCCAGGAAGUAACACAGCCACUAAAGGAAUGGGCACUGAUCUCUUCGACAAGCCCUCUCACGCAAACUCUCCUACCGUCUACGACUGGUUGUACAGCGACGAUACUAGGAGCCAGCACCGUUGAACCGCGACGAUGGAGUGACAUGCCCGGUGAUGUUGAAGAAACGAUGUCAUCCGUUCGCCACGUGCCUGUUUCUUUUUUUGGCUGUAUUCGCAACUUUUGUUAUUAUUUUUUUUUUUCUUCUUGCUAGUUGCCGUUUGAUCUCCUCCAUCUGGGUUGGUUUUUAACGGUGGCGAUGCGUUCUCUUGUCUCUUGUUCUACUAUUCACUUAUUCAGUAAUUAGAUUACGAUUACUAAACUAAUAAAUGUUUUGGCCAAAAUAAUUGAAUUCUAGAAAACUCAUAAA
Messenger RNA from Eutrema salsugineum, 721 nucleotides. RefSeq names its product dormancy-associated protein homolog 1. The transcript is spliced from 3 exons. The coding region runs from base 112 to 438 and encodes 108 amino acids. The record is from RefSeq and is a predicted model, not a curated record. Lineage: Eukaryota; Viridiplantae; Streptophyta; Magnoliopsida; Brassicales; Brassicaceae.